Molecule: messenger RNA, 6117 nt
Organism: Dipodomys spectabilis (banner-tailed kangaroo rat)
Lineage: Eukaryota; Metazoa; Chordata; Mammalia; Rodentia; Heteromyidae
Gene: Daam2
Product: dishevelled associated activator of morphogenesis 2
Exons: 25
Coding region: 124-3333 (1069 amino acids)
Biological process (GO): regulation of non-canonical Wnt signaling pathway; positive regulation of canonical Wnt signaling pathway; actin cytoskeleton organization
Molecular function (GO): small GTPase binding; actin binding
Source: RefSeq, a predicted model, not a curated record
GGAGCCCGAGCUGGGGGCGCGCCGGGGAGCCGGGGCUGCAAGGGGCCCGCGCCACGGCCAUGGGGGCCUCCGGAUUGCGAUGAGGACCUGAGGCAUCUGCCUGCUGACCUGCCCCAGCCCACCAUGGCCAUGGCCCCCCGUAAGAGGAGCCGCCAUGGCGUGGGCCUCCUGUGUUGCUUUGGAAGCAGCGACCUCUCGGAGAUGGACCUCCGGGACAGCAGUGCCCUACAGUACAUGGAGUUCUCCAGCACCAUCCCCAACCCAGAGGAGCUCAAUGUCCGCUUUGCGGAGCUGGUGGAUGAAUUGGAUCUCACAGACAAGAACCGGGAGGCUGUGUUUGCACUGCCGCCUGAGAAGAAAUGGCAGAUCUACUGCAGCAAGAAGAAGGAGCAGGAGGACCCCAACAAGCUGGCGACCAGCUGGCCAGACUAUUACAUUGAACGCAUCAACUCCAUGGCCGCGAUACAGAGCCUGUAUGCCUAUGGUGAAGAGGAGAUGGAGAUGAGGAACAAAGUUGUGGAGGACCUGAAGACGGCUCUCCGGACGCAGCCCAUGAGGUUUGUGACCCGCUUCAUCGAGCUGGAGGGCUUGGCCUGUCUGCUGAAUUUCCUCCAGAGCAUGGACCACGCCACCUGUGAGAGCCGCAUCCACACCUCCCUCAUCGGCUGCAUCAAGGCUCUGAUGAACAACUCCCAAGGGCGGGCUCACGUGCUGGCGCAGCCGGAGGCCAUCAGCACCAUCGCCCAGAGCCUGCGCACAGAGAACAGCAAGACCAAAGUUGCCGUGCUGGAGAUCCUGGGUGCUGUGUGCUUGGUACCUGGAGGCCACAAGAAGGUACUGCAGGCCAUGCUGCAUUACCAGGUGUAUGCGGCAGAGCGAACACGCUUCCAGACUCUGCUGAAUGAGCUAGAUCGAAGUUUGGGGCAGUAUCGGGACGAAGUGAACCUGAAAACGGCCAUCAUGUCCCUCAUCAACGCUGUCCUCAACGCUGGAGCCGGAGAGGACAAUCUGGAGUUCCGCCUCCAUCUCCGGUAUGAGUUUCUGAUGCUGGGGAUACAGCCUGUGAUCGACAAACUCCGGCAACAUGAGAACGCCAUCCUGGACAAGCACUUAGACUUCUUUGAGAUGGUCCGAAAUGAGGAUGACCUGGAGCUGGCCCGGAGGUUUGACAUGGUCCACAUCGACACUAAGAGUGCCUCCCAGAUGUUUGAGCUGAUCCACAAGAAGCUGAAGCACACGGAGGCCUACCCCUGCCUGCUCUCUGUCUUACACCAUUGUCUGCAGAUGCCCUACAAGCGGAAUGGUGGCUUCUUCCAGCAAUGGCAGCUCCUGGAUCGCAUCAUCCAGCAGAUUGUCCUUCAGGAUGAGUACGGCGUAGACCCGGACCUGGCUCCGCUGGAGAACUUCAACGUCAAGAACAUUGUCAAUAUGCUCAUCAAUGAGAAUGAAGUGAAACAGUGGAAAGACCAGGCAGAGAAGUUCCGGAAAGAACACAUGGAGCUUGUGAGCCGGCUAGAGAGGAAGGAGCGGGAGUGUGAGACAAAGACGGUGGAGAAGGAGGAGAUGAUGAGGACGCUGAACAAGAUGAAGGACAAGCUGGCCCGGGAGUCCCAGGAGCUACGCCAGGCCAGGGGACAGGUGGCAGAGCUGGUAGCCCAACUCAGUGAAAUCCCAACAGGCCCCUCGUCUUCUCCAUCUCCCCCCGGAGGCCCACUCACCCUGUCUUCCUCCAUGACAACCAGUGACCGGCCUCCACCCCCACCCCCUCUCCCCUUCUCCUGCUGCCCCCCACCUCCCCCGCCACCCCUUCCGCCUGGCGGGCCUCCCACCCCCCCGGGAGCCCCACCGUGCUUUGGCCAGGGCCUGCCCCUGCCUCAAGACCCUUUCCCCAGCAGCGAGGUUCCACUCAGGAGAAAGCACACCCCCCAGCCUUCCCACCCACUGAAGUCCUUCAACUGGGUCAAGCUGAACGAGGAGCGUGUCCCUGGCACUGUGUGGAAUGAGAUGGAUGACACAAAGGUAUUUCAGAUUCUGGAUCUGAAGGAUUUUGAAAAGAUGUUUUCAGCUUAUCAGAGGCACCAGAAAGAGCUGGGCUCCACCGAGGACAUCUACUCGACCUCCCGAAAGGUCAAAGAGCUGUCAGUCAUCGAUGGCCGGAGAGCCCAGAACUGCAUCAUCCUCCUCUCCAAGUUGAAGCUUUCCAACGAGGAGAUCCGGCAGGCCAUCUUGAAGAUGGAUGAGCAGGAGGACCUGGCUAAAGAUAUGCUGGAGCAGCUCCUCAAGUUCAUUCCAGAGAAGAGCGACAUUGACCUCCUCGAGGAACACAAGCACGAGAUCGAGCGGAUGGCAAGGGCCGAUCGCUUCCUCUAUGAAAUGAGCAGGAUCGACCACUACCAGCAACGACUACAGGCCCUGUUCUUCAAGAAGAAGUUCCAGGAGCGGCUGGCAGAGGCCAAACCCAAAGUGGAAGCCAUCCUGCUGGCCUCCCGGGAGCUGACCUGCAGCAGGCGGCUAAAGCAGAUGCUGGAGGUGGUCCUGGCCGUUGGCAAUUUCAUGAACAAAGGGCAGCGUGGGGGUGCCUAUGGGUUCCGGGUGGCCAGCCUCAACAAGAUCGCAGACACCAAAUCCAGCAUCGACAGAAACAUCUCCCUGCUCCACUACCUGAUCAUGAUCCUGGAGAAGCACUUUCCCGACAUCCUCAACUUGCCCUCGGAGCUGCAGCAUCUUUCAGAAGCCGCCAAAGUCAACCUGGCAGAGCUGGAGAAGGAGGUGAGCAACCUCAAGAAAGGCUUGCGAGCUGUGGAGGUGGAACUAGAAUAUCAGAGACAUCAAGUACGGGAGCCCAAUGACAAGUUUGUCCCCGUCAUGAGCGAUUUCAUCACUGUGUCCAGCUUUAGCUUCUCAGAGCUGGAGGACCAGUUAAAUGAGGCCAGGGAUAAGUUUGCCAAGGCAUUGGUGCACUUCGGGGAACAGGAGAGCAAGAUGCAGCCAGAUGAAUUCUUCGGCAUCUUCGACACCUUCCUGCAGGCCUUCUUGGAGGCCCGGCAGGAUCUGGAGGCCAUGAGGAGGAAGAAAGAAGAGGAGGAGAGGCGGGCACGAAUGGAGGUCAUGCUGAAGGAGCAGCGGGAACGGGAGCGAUGGCAGCGGCAGAGGAAGGUCCUGGCUGGGAACACGCUGGAGGAGGGAGGCGAAUUUGAUGACCUGGUGUCGGCCCUGCGUUCCGGGGAGGUUUUUGAGAAGGACUUAAGCAAGUUCAAGCGCAACCGCAAGCGAUCCGUGAGCCAGGCGCCGGAGGUCACCCGUGAGCGAGGAAGAAACAGGCUACACUAUUGACCCGAGGGCUGGGCCGGGCCGGUGGGGGAGCUGAGUGGAGGAGGUGGUGACUUGAAAUAAUCUGGUGCUGGGUUUGGAGCCAUGGGCUGGGUCCUGGGGGGCUGUGUGUGGCUGGACCGGGUGUUUCUCCACACUUCACCUGAAGGGAUGUCUCUUACCUCCCUGCACAUUAUUAUUAUUAUUUUCCAGUCUCUGGGCACCCAGGGGUCAUUCUGAGGUUGGCUUGGAUGGCCCUGGCAGGUCCUGGCCUCUGGCUAGGUGAUCUAUGCAGAGAUGGCACUAUCCCUUAUGCCGGGCGACCGGGCAGCCAAGUGGGUGAAGAACUUCUAGGUCAAGACAGCAGAUGUCUGUGGGGCUUGUCCUCAGCUCUAGGGGGACAGGAAAGUGACCGACAUGGACCUGAGGGGCAAGAGAAGAGAAGCGAGGCCCCCAUCCCUCCAGAAGAGGCUCUGUGAGCACCAUAUCUGGACACAGAUGCUCCUCUUGAAGGGAAACAGAAGAAGCAUUAGGCAUGCUAGCUAGAUCAGUUCCUGGUGUGUGCCAGGAACGGGAGCAUUGACAAGACAAUGAGGGACCAAAGCCAUCAGGACAGAGCCUCAAGGCCUGUUUCCUCCAGAGCAAGCCCUCCAGCCUCUCCUCCUUCCCUCAGUCACUUCCUUCCUAUCUACCAACACAUGCUCACAAAACUCACCCUUGGGUUUCCAGGACUUCCGCUCACUGCCAGGUACGAGGGGAAUCUGGACGGGAAAGGGGCCUGAGAAACCUCCUCCAUCACCACACCUCAUGCUCUGGCCCCUGAGGAUCCUGUAGCUACUCUCUAUACCACCUGACUAUCCUACAGCAAGGCUGUGAACACCCCCUGUCACCCUGGGUGCUCAGUCGGCCCCUCAUCAGAGGACAUCCCUGAGAUGCUCAGGAGUGAGCCCCAGGGCUACCACUUCAUGUUACUCACUCAGACACCCCCUCCCUUCUCUAAUACCGGCUCCCUGGCAAAGCCACUCUGCGGUCUGUAGAUUAUGUGUGCUGGUUCUAUGUGGUCCUGAGGGCCAGGGUGUGCCUUGGCCUUCCAAGGAGGCGUUUGGACUGGUGUGGGGGGGAAGGUUGGGGGGAAAGAGGACAGAUUGAGGACACUGGAGAGAUGAAAAUGGAGGAGAGCUCACUUCCUUGGGGGCGAUCUCUGCCUGAAGGAGUCAAGAGAGGAAGACAAGAGGAGGAGGAAGUCAAGACAGAGGAGGCUUUCACCAGCUCUGGUGCUUCACCCUGAUUUGUGGGAGUCCAUUCUGGCUCUGCUGUCGACUGCUACCUUCCACGCCGGCUGUGGUCGUAGCAUGUGGGCUGAUGUAUGUACAAGAGUGGUUUUUCUACAUGGAAGGAGGCGAGGUCAAUCCUAGCAAGGUCUUACUUUCCAUUGACCAUCAUCUCUUCUUCUAUGAGGUGAGCUGCCUGAGCCUCCUGGCCUUUCUGCCCCUCCCCCUUUCUAUUUCUCAUCCAAUCCCCUGCCUGGCUUAGGGUCAGUACCUGCAGACAAGUCUGCCGGGCUGGACCUACUCAUCAGCUGCCCGUCUUCUCUUUCCCUAUGUGAGAUUCCUGGGGCGAGACCAUAGUAGCUGCGUGCAUGUGUGGAAAGUGCACAAGGUGAGCCCAGCACGUGCAUUGGUGGUGCAAGCGGGGCAGGCAGGCGUGUUCCGCCAGGAGGGAUAUGAGCAAGUGUAUACCUGGCUGGCACAGGUGUGAAGCGGCCACCUGAGAUCCAGGUGAGGGCAAGAUGGUUUCUAGGAAGAACAUCUGCUGAGAGCUGCAUUUUCCCCCUAUCUGCACAACAAAUCUUCCUACUGCCAGGAGCAGGCUCUGGGGUGGAGAGGGCGGGUUAGGAACUCUUAAGGUCCUCUCCCCAGGCUGGCCAUGCUGAGCCUUCCCAGGGAACAGGGGAAGGUUCUGCUUCCGUCCAUCAGACACAUCCACAUCCUGGCAUUCCCAUGUACGAUGGAGGACCCGGUAUGAACCAAGAAAGAUGAGUAUGAGGCUGUUCAAGACACAUUGGCUCUUCAGAAAAGCAGUUUGGUUUACCUGUUUACAGAGGACAGUAUAUUGUUCCAGAACCCAACUUUCUUCCUGCCCACCCCUCAAACAUUGUUUUCUUCCCUAUUUAUUAUUUCCUCGAUUUGGCCAGUGGCUCUGAUGUUACGAUGCCGCUGCCACCAGGUCCCAGCAGCGCCGUGGACCGUUGCAGUCGCUCAGCAGGCAGGGUCUGUGCAGGAUCAGUCCCUUAGGUUAAGUGAUUGAGACUGUGGCUGAGUUCUUUGGUCUUGUGUUCUCUAGCGGGGGGGACAGGGGCCCACUUUUUGCCACCUGCGGAUCCUUUUUUUUUUUCUUUCCCUCUAGCUAAUUUUGUGUCCAGUGUAAAAUUCAGUCAAAACCUAAUAUAACCCUCUCGGCAGCAGCAUUCUCCAACCCUCCCCCACCACAAGGGAUGUCUAGGGAAGUGUGUGUGUGUGUGUGUGUGUGUGUGUGUGAGUGAGAGAGAGAGAGAGAGAGAGAGAUUGUCCAUGUGGAUGGGGAAGGGCUCUCCAUCCCUUUGUGAACUGGGGUGCUGCCACUUUUCCCCGGGGACCUCUACCAAAGGUACCAAGGCUGCUGCUCUCAUCAGCUGCCUCAGAUGACAAAAUGAGGCUCAUGUAAAAAAAAAUUCAUUUUUUACUUGCACCUUUUAAAAAAAGAAUAUAUUGUAAUACUAAAAAAAAAACCCCAACAAACUAUUAAAAUCCAUACCACAUACCACCCCUA